This is a messenger RNA of Seminavis robusta, 1149 nucleotides long. The record is from the annotation of a GenBank genome assembly. NCBI's taxonomy places the organism in Eukaryota, Bacillariophyta, Bacillariophyceae, Naviculales, Naviculaceae.
AUGAUCCUUGCUGGAAACCUUAUUGUGGGACGCUAUCGCCUUGAUUUUCUCGCUCAGUACGAGGAGGGAGCAACGGGCGAACGUGUGCCGCUGAACAAGAUUCUUGCGGGCACGAUUCCCUGGUUGGGAAGCACACAGGGAUUCAGUCGAGGCAUUGCACAGUUGCUGACACAUGCGCUGAUCCCUCGCGUUGUUGACGUGAAGGCAGAUUCGAAUUCUUCAGACUCUGACGCCGCUGGGAUCGACAGUGACUCGUUGUUGAUAUCCAUCUACCGUUUCCUCGAUGAAAAUCCAGAGAUGCAACGUUUGCGGAAGAAGUCGGCUACUUUCUUCGACUCUUAUGCUGUUGAUGAAGUUUGCUCUCCUGGGGGAAUUCUGUCCAUACCAGUCGAUGAAGGAGGUGAAGCUUUCCCGGUGCACAUGACGGAAAUAAUGAAGCAAAAUCUCCAGGAAGUCUACGAGGAAGCUCAUGAGAAGGAGUAUCCCCAGUGGAAGUAUCUGGAAGACACGAUGAAAGCCAAAGCAGAGGAGGAAGAGGAAGAGCUUGGUGAAUCAGAACCAGUCAUUGAUGAUGCGCUGGUCAAUUUCCAACGAAAGAUAAUCCCUCUCGAUGAGCUGAAUCUUGCUCUUGAAUCAAUGAGAGAGAAGAGGCUUCGAAAUGUGGCUGGGAAGAAGAAGCAAAAGCUGAUUGUUUGUGCUUCUCUUAUUGACAAGGUCCCCAAUUUGGGUGGCUUGGCCAGAACUGCAGAGAUAUUUGCUGCAGAGAAGCUUGUGAUCCCGGAUAUUGGUGUUACCAAGAUGGACAACUUCAAGUCCUUCAGUGUUGCAGCUGGGGAUUGGAUUGAGAUCGAAGAGUGCAAAGAAGAGAACCUUUUGAUGUAUCUUCGGUCGCACAGGUCAAAGGGUUACUUCAUAGUUGGAUUGGAGCAAACAUCUUCAAGUGUUUCUCUGGAGGGAUUCACAUUCCCGAACCAGCCAAUCCUCCUUUUGCUGGGCAAAGAGAAGGAGGGGAUCCCGGUUGAGUUCUUGCAAGCUGUUGACCAGUGCCUAGAAAUCCCGCAAAUGGGCAUCACUCGCAGCUUGAAUGUUCAUGUUUCUGGGGCGAUUGCUAUUUGGGAGCACACGAAACAACGACUUGGGGAGAUAUAA